AUGCCGUUUGUGGAGUUCAUCGCAGGAUGGAUUUCAGGUGCUGUGGGUUUAGCUGUUGGACACCCUUUGGAUACAGUAAAGGUGCGCUUGCAGACCCAGUCUGUGUAUGGAGGGAUAGUAGACUGUGUGAUCAAAACGUACACACGUGAAGGAUUGCAUGGCUUUUUUAAGGGCAUGUCCGUUCCUGUGCUUUCGGUGGCCAUCAGCAAUGCCGUGGCGUUCGGAUCCUACAGUAACACCUUGGAUUACCUGACGCAGUCCCACCACAGCGACCACAGCCAGCGCUCUCCGCUCUCUCACGUCUUCAUAGCCGGCUGUUUUUCAGGUCUAGCACAGUUAUUCGUAACCGCUCCGAUAGACCUGGUCAAAGUGCGUCUGCAGAACCAGACCAGAAGCAGAUCGGCUGGGAAUAAAUACAGAGGGCCUUUACACUGCGUCGCUGUGAUUGUCAGAGAGGACGGGCUGAAAGGGCUGUUCAGGGGUUUCUGGGCUCUUGCUCUUCGAGACGUGCCUUGUUUUGGACUUUACUUCCUGCCAUAUGAGUUCACCUUAAGGAUGAUGUCUGAGAAAGGGAAGCAGCCAGGUCACAGUGCUGUGAUGGUGGCCGGCGGUGUUGCUGGUGUGGUGACGUGGGCCUGUGCAACCCCUAUGGACGUAGUGAAAGCUCGACUGCAGAUGUCAGGCGGUGGCGGUCGGGUCUACAGCGGCGUGCUAAACUGCAUUACUGUGAGUGUUCGUGAGGAGGGAAUACGCGUCUUCUUUAAAGGUCUUCUUCUCAACAGCGUGAGGGCUUUCCCUGUCAAUGCUGUGACUUUUCUCAGCUACGAGAUGAUUCUGAGAGCCUGUGUGGACUGAGCGCUGCAGGGCUGAUGGGAUCUCGUAUACCAAAACCUUGAAACAGGUGGCAUUUUAGUACGUUUGGCCCGAUUACGACUCUGUAGGGCUGUAAAUGCAUCCCUAAGAAAUGGGACAGCACUACAACACCCUGACACGUCAUCGCAAGCUCUUACUGCAUGAGGUAGAUGACGGCGACUGCUGUAGUGAUUCCAGUUGCGUUAUUUUUUUGGUAUUUAUCUUCAGGAAAUGACUGAAGGCAACGAUAUAACGAUUAAAUGUGCUCGUAAUAAGCUCAUAAAUGUAUUGUAUAUUUACACCAUGGCCAUAUUCAUCUAUUUAAACAAGAAAAGCAUUAAGCAGGGCAUUUACAUCUGCACUUUUUAUGAUCCGAUACCCAUCCAAU
Molecule: messenger RNA, 1240 nt
Organism: Danio aesculapii
Lineage: Eukaryota; Metazoa; Chordata; Actinopteri; Cypriniformes; Danionidae
Product: solute carrier family 25 member 45
Exons: 6
Coding region: 1-855 (284 amino acids)
Biological process (GO): transmembrane transport
Cellular component (GO): mitochondrion
Molecular function (GO): transmembrane transporter activity
Source: RefSeq, a predicted model, not a curated record